Molecule: messenger RNA, 1923 nt
Organism: Podospora bellae-mahoneyi
Lineage: Eukaryota; Fungi; Ascomycota; Sordariomycetes; Sordariales; Podosporaceae
Exons: 3
Coding region: 1-1923 (640 amino acids)
Biological process (GO): positive regulation of transcription by RNA polymerase II
Cellular component (GO): nucleus
Molecular function (GO): DNA-binding transcription factor activity, RNA polymerase II-specific; zinc ion binding; transcription cis-regulatory region binding
Source: RefSeq, a predicted model, not a curated record
AUGAAGAACAGACAGAAGUCGAGAACUGGUUGUCGAACUUGUAAAGUCAGGCGGCUGCGAUGUGAUGAAGCCAAACCCGCCUGUGAGAACUGUCUCAAGAAGGGCUUCCAGUGCCCCGGUUAUCAGCAGCGUCUCCAAUGGUCGACCAAGCAUGAAAGGCCGACGGUGGUUAACACGACAGGGCCUGACAACUUUGCCCAGCUCGUCACCGCUGCUUCGGCCUCUAUCGUCAAGACCACCUCCCCUGCCGGCAACCCAUCUGGGUCUGACGCCAACGUCCCGGCCGCAACCUCGACGACUCCCAGCCCGGCUGCGGCUGUAAGCCGGGAAUCUUCCUCGGCACCGCGGUCGGCUACACUAUCCGCCUCGCCGCCACCGUCUUCAUUUACCCUCUCGCCACCACCCCAGUCAGAGGCUCCCGUCGAGGAUGGUACUGGCGGUGAUGGCGGCACUCUUGUUCCCGUGGCCCGGAAGAGUGGCGGCUUGACUCCGACGAAUCGGCAACAGGAACCCAUGAUGUUUCAGCAAGUGGUGGAUAUUCCUACGUUCCUAAUAGAACACUGGUUCAAGUCUGUCUGUUGUUCCUGGUCGGCUUUUGACUCUCAGACAAACCCCUACCGCCGACUAACCUCGACACUGUGGAACACAUCGACACCCGUGUUCUAUGCCCUCCAAGCCAUAUCGGCAGCCUCGCUUGUCGAGCGCCUUCCUCAUGUCAUCAAAGACACGGCCCGUGCCGCCCCGCGAAAGGCUGCCGAGGCCAUCCACCAAGAGCUCGUCGCCUUCUCAACAAGCUAUCGUCCGCGUUUCCCGGUUGAGCUCCUGUUAUCCUUGUUCUGUAUGAGCUCGUCCAUGUGCUGGAUGGAGUCGCGACAACUUGGCCAGCAAUACGUACGACAGGCCCACAAGGUGCUGAAGAUCCUCGACCGCCAGACGCUCGAUUCCGAAUCGCAGGAACUCCUCGACUUCUUUAAGGGAUGUUUGCUGUACGAAGAGGCGCUGAGGAGUGUGGUGUCGGAGGAGGAAAUAGACUUCGCCAACAUGCUCAGCUGGGCAGAGCCGACAGAUCAAGGACCGCUGGUGGCCGCAACACCGCACGCAUGGACAGGUGUUUCUGCUGACGUCUUUCGACUUUUCGGCAAGGCUGUUGCCCUUUGCCGGCGGUCCCGCACACGAUGGCGGCAUAACGAUGGGACGAGCUAUCGCAUCCUGCAAGGUGCCAUGAGGGACAUCCAGGAGGCUACCGUAAUCGAAGAGUCAUUGCUGUCCAUUAAUAUCACGCCUGUCGAGACCAGCCUCACGCCUGAUACGGCUUCGAUGAUAUCGACUGAUCUGUACAAUGCUACACAAGCCUAUCGGCUCUCAUCACUCCUCCAGCUGUACGAGACUUUCCCCGAUCUCGUCGCAAAGCGAAUGCCCGAUUUGGCGGACCAAGAUGGAACAAUUCUCUGGAAUGCAUGGGUAUCUCCCUUGGCCCUUCACGUCACGGAUGUUCUCAGGGCUCUGCCAGUUGGAAGCAUGCGAUGUAUCCAACCGCUGCUCUGUCUCUGCGCGGGGAGCGGUCUGCGGUUCGACAGGAAGGUCCCCCUCGGUCGCGGCCAUCAGAGCUUCCUGCUCAGCACCGAGUCGACGGCUGCGGCGGCGAUCCCCACGCCCACAUCGGGUAUUAUCACUGACACGGACUCUUCCCUCGCCGCCACGCCCGGGAUGUCCGAGAAUGCCAUCAAGACGUCACAGGCCCGGUCGUUCAUCAUGGCCCGGUUGGAUCAACUGGAGAACAGCCUGCCACCGAAGCCGAUUGGUGUGGCCAAGCAGCUGCUGCGUGCUGUCUGGACCGCGUAUGACGAAGAGAUUGGGCUGGCACGUCGGACGCACUGGCUGGAUGUGAUGAGCCAGACAGGCCUCCACAGUCUAUUCGGAUGA